Molecule: messenger RNA, 459 nt
Organism: Closterium sp. Yama58-4
Lineage: Eukaryota; Viridiplantae; Streptophyta; Zygnematophyceae; Desmidiales; Closteriaceae
Source: the annotation of a GenBank genome assembly
AUGUAUGUCUAUAAGGAUCUGAUUUCCGGCGACCCGCUGCUAUCCAGCCAUUAUCGCACCAAGGAGAUCCAGAAUGGUGAGAGCCAGUGGGUGGAAAAGGGUGGCGAGGACGAGGCUGUGGAGGGUGAGCCCGAGAAGGUUGUUGAUAUUGUCAACUCCUUCAAACUACAGGAACUACCAGUGUUUGACAAGCGGGCCCUCGGCGAUUACCUGAAGACUUACACUCGGAAGCUCGCCGAGCUGAUUCCUCAUGAGAGGCAACGGGAAUUUAGGGCCGGGUCGUCCGGUGCUGCCCAAUGGCUCAUCUCCAAGAUCGAUGACCUGAAUUUCUUUGCUGGUGAGAGCAUGAACGUAGAUGACUUGGACGGCUCAGUCGUUUAUGCUUACCACAAGGAUGGUGCUGCCAACCUCACCUUUAUUUAUUUCAAGGAUGGUCUGAAGAAGGAUGACUACUUCUAG